AGAGUUGUAUUUAGAGUCAGAGUCGGUCCGACUCAAACUUUUUGGAGGAAAAAACUUCGGCUCCGGACUCCGGAGUGGCACAAGAGCGGAGUUGGAGCAAAACUGGAUUUGGAGUCAGAUUUUGGAAUUUUUUAUCAGCUCUAUAAGGAAAAAAAAAAAAAAAAAUCUAGAUAUAAGCCCGCACCCUACCUAAAAACAUAUCAUUUUACUUGGAGAAGCGUACGAAAACCCUUUAUUCUUUUUCAAACUUGGAGACAAUCCAUAGCUCGGAGAUCCAAACGCAGCGCGUUACCGAGGGAGAGCAGUGUGCGACGGCGGCUCUGGGGGCUGGGAGUGAUCGGCGACGUGACUAGGGGAUCCCUGAGGGGGUGGGUUCAACGGGGUUGAGAAGGCCGGCGUUUUCUGGCGCCGAGGGUAGGGCUCCGACGUCCGAGGGUGGUCGGUGAUGACUGGGCAGCAAAGGCUUAAGCGGAAAAGAAAGCAUGGCAACCAAUAGGGUUCAAGGUGGAAUUCAACAGUUGCUGACUGCAGAACAAGAAGCUCAACACAUAGUCAACUCUGCCAAAAGUGCAAAAACGGCUAGACUAAAACAAGCCCAAGAAGAGGCUGAAAAGGAGAGAGCUGAAUAUAGGUCCCAAACGGAGCUUGAGUUCCAGGGGAAAGUUGCACAGAGCAGUGGAGAUUCAGGUGCAAAUGUUAAGCGGCUCGAGCAAGAGACAGAGGCGAAGAUUUAUCACUUGAAAUUAGAAGCUUCAAGGAUAUCACAAGACGUUGUUAAAAUGCUUCUGAAGCAUGUAACAACUGUGAAAAAAUAGGUCUGUAGGUGGUAAAGGUGAUAUUGCAAACUCCUAAAUCUUGUUAAUUGUUUACUGGUUUUACUGUGUUUGUGGGUAGGAUUCCUGAAUCCUGUCGUUUUGAAAAAAGUGAAUAAAUAUAAGAUCUACGUGAAAAGAAAUUAAUUUUUUAAUAAUAGACUUCACUCUUUUUCAAAAUGACUGUACAGUAUUUAUGCAUUUUAUGACUGUAUAUAACUUUCCUCUAUAUGUACAUAAAGUGCUGUCAAACACAUCUGUACGUCUU
This is a messenger RNA of Juglans regia (Persian walnut), 1080 nucleotides long. RefSeq names its product V-type proton ATPase subunit G1-like. The record is from RefSeq and is a predicted model, not a curated record. The transcript is spliced from 5 exons. NCBI's taxonomy places the organism in Eukaryota, Viridiplantae, Streptophyta, Magnoliopsida, Fagales, Juglandaceae. Bases 483 to 815 code for a protein of 110 amino acids. Gene Ontology annotation, cellular component: vacuolar proton-transporting V-type ATPase complex. Gene Ontology annotation, molecular function: proton-transporting ATPase activity, rotational mechanism. Gene Ontology annotation, biological process: proton transmembrane transport.